UUUUAUGCCGCAUAAUAAUCAUUCUUAAGUUUGACAAACAACCUUAGGAUUUAGUAAAUUAAAGUAAUCGAAAUGGAAAUUAAUUUUAAUGGAAAAACAGCCCUUGUCACUGGAGCCACAAAAGGCAUUGGUCGCGAUAUUGCCAUCCAACUAUCAAAAUGUGGAGCAAAAGUAAUUGCAGUUGGCAGAUCUGCAGAUCUUUUAGAUAAACUGAAGCAAGAAUAUCCACUCAUAAAAGUCCUAGAGCUCGAUAUAUCAGACUGGAAGAAAACAGAGCAGGUUUUAAGUAAAAUUGGCCCCGUGGAUCUCUUGGUAAAUAAUGCUGGCAUGGGUUGGGUGAAGUCCAUGACUGACAUUGUUGAAAAUGACGUUGAUGACGUUUUCGCAAUAAACUCCAAGGCCUUAAUCAACGUUACCCGCCUGGUAAUCAAAAACCUCCUCUCUAGAAAAGCUCCCGGUUCCAUAGUCAACCUCUCUUCCCAGGCGUCCCUGGUAGGUUUGGUAAAUCACUCGGUAUACUGCGCAAGUAAAGGCGCCGUAGACGCCUUUACUAGAGCCGUUGCUUUGGAGUAUGGACCCCACAACAUAAGGGUGAAUGCAGUUAACCCUACGGUGAUCAUGACCGACAUGGGCAGGCUGGGUUGGUCCAAUCCGAAAGUAGCAGAGCCCAUGUUAAAAAAAAUUCCAUUGAGAAGAUUUGGAGAACCUAGAGAAGUGACGGACACAGUUCUCUAUUUACUGAGUGAUAAAUCUAGCAUGAUAACUGGCACCUGUCUACCAAUAGAUGGUGGUUAUACUUCAUCUUGAUCUAAUUAUUCAUAAAAUAGUAAAAUACAUGUCACUACAACAAUCUCCGGAUUUCAUUCACCAAUUAUUUUUCUCGAGAUCGUAAUGAAUUUAAAAUAAAGUAUGUUUCUACCG
This is a messenger RNA of Anoplophora glabripennis (Asian longhorned beetle), 921 nucleotides long. RefSeq names its product L-xylulose reductase. Bases 73 to 807 code for a protein of 244 amino acids. Gene Ontology annotation, biological process: glucose metabolic process; xylulose metabolic process. Lineage: Eukaryota; Metazoa; Arthropoda; Insecta; Coleoptera; Cerambycidae. The transcript has 5 exons. Gene Ontology annotation, molecular function: L-xylulose reductase (NADPH) activity; carbonyl reductase (NADPH) activity. The record is from RefSeq and is a predicted model, not a curated record.